Diceros bicornis minor is the source of this 1037-nucleotide messenger RNA. It is a transcript of the gene TMEM234, whose product is annotated as transmembrane protein 234. NCBI's taxonomy places the organism in Eukaryota, Metazoa, Chordata, Mammalia, Perissodactyla, Rhinocerotidae. The record is from RefSeq and is a predicted model, not a curated record. The transcript is spliced from 5 exons. The coding region runs from base 1 to 567 and encodes 188 amino acids.
AUGGACCGCUCAUGGCCCUGGAGAAGGAUCGGCUUCUGUGGGGACAGGACGGGAGAGUCAGCGCCCAGAACCGGCCCCUGUCCAGACCCGGACCCCCAGGGCAACACCUCCAACUCAGGGGAACUUACCAUCGCAGCGGUGACGCGAGGAGAGCGGCAACGGCAGGUACUGGCCUUGGUGCUGGUGGCCGCUCUGUGGGGUGGCACACAACCGCUGCUCAAGCGGGCCUCCUCCGGCCUGCAGCAGGUUCAUGAGCAGACCUGGGCCCGGCAGUUGCUGCAGGAGAUGAAGACUCUCUUCUUGAAUACUGAGUACCUGAUGCCGUUUUUCCUAAACCAGUGUGGUUCCCUUCUCUACUACCUCACCUUGGCAUCAACAGAUCUGACCCUAGCUGUGCCCAUCAGCAACUCUCUGGCCAUCGUCUUCACACUGAUUGUUGGGAAGGUCCUUGGAGAAGAUAUUGGUGGAGAACGAGCAUUCGCAGGCAUUGUGCUCACCGUGGCAGGAAUCACCCUCUGCAUCACAAGCUCAGUGAGCAAGACCCAGGGGCAACCAUCUACCCUUUGAGUGGGCCGACACCACCCUCCAGCUCUACUGUCUCCAGGAAGCCCUCGUGCCAUGAGGUGCAGGCUGUGAGCAGAUGGACCUAGCACGUCCCCGCUCUGAGCUUCCGCUUCCUCAUCUCUUAUGGGAAUAACAGCUACCUCAUGGAUCACAAUAAGAGAACAAGACUGAAAGGAUUUUGUAACUUUCAAGUGCUGUUCAACUUCUGCGAUUUAGCACAAGAGACUUCACACUCACCUUCAGCAACCUUUCUGCCCCAGCAGCUCUCUUCCUGCUGUCACAUCAGGCCCCUAAGGCCCUAGCCCAGCCACUGUUACUAUGGCCUGAUCUGGACUCUCCCAGCAGCAGGGUUGAUGGACCGCAGAACCCCUGCUGCAUGGAGAGGGCCAGCUACAGUCUUUGAGCCAGAAAUGCAAACAGGAGGCCUCCAGGGCUCAGUCAGAGAGCCUUGGCUGGCUGAAGGGGGAACUGAG